AGUCUCAAUUUUCUCAAAUAUAUUUAGCAAAAUAUUUGAAGCCUUACAAAAUUUGAUCAAUAGGUCCAAAUACAAACAAAAACACCCAUGUUCACCAAAUUCCCCUCAAUUUUUUCUUCCCAAUAACAAAAAAUGACGAUUCUCUCAACUCCACCACCUUCCAUCUUCUUCCCCAAUUCCUCAAUCCUCCAUUACAACCAUAACCAAUUCUCUUCUUUCUCUCUCCUCCCUUCUCAAAACCCACUUCUUUCUCUCUCCUCCACGCGUCCUUCUUCCAGAACCUUCUUAUCCUCCCGUUCUUCCGCUUCUUCCUCCGAUGAAGACGAUGAAUGGGGCCCAGACCCAAAGCCCAAGCCCAACCCUUCUGCCUCCGUGAACCCACCUGAGCUCAAUGUUUCCAUCACAGUUUCCGACGAAUGGGGCGAGAAAUCUGGGCCUGAGCCCAAGACUGAGUCCAGGUUCGCCGACUCUGACCCGCCCAUUCGCGAGGAUGAAGAUGAGUGGGGCCGUCUUGCAAUUGAUGGCGAAGAGAUUAAGGAGAGAGAAACUAAUGGUAGUAGUAGUAGUUGGGUGAACAAGAAUUGGGAGCUGAAGAGGUGUUUGUUGGAUUCUCUUUAUGGGUCGGAACUCGGGUUUCGGGCCUCGGCUGAGGUUCGGGCUGAGGUAUCGGAGCUUGUUAAUCAACUCGAGGCGGCGAACCCGAAUCCUAACCCGACUGAGGUUCCGGGGUUGCUUGAUGGCAAUUGGGUUUUGGUGUACACAGCCUUUUCUGAGUUGUUGCCUCUUCUUGCUGUUGGAUCUACACCGUUGCUAAAAGUUCAACAAAUAUGCCAAGCCAUUAGCACCACCAGCCAAACUGUGGAGAAUUCAACCACAUUGUCCAGUCCUUUUGCAACGUUCUCAUUUAGUGCAACAGCCAAAUUUGACAUUAGUAGUCCUUCAAGGAUACAGGUUCAAUUUAAAGAAGCCACUUUUGAGCCUCCAAAGAUUAAAUCUCAAUUUGAUCUUCCAGAGAAUAUAAAUGUGUUUGGACAAAAUAUUACCCUUUCUCCUGUGCAGCAGCUCCUGAAUCCUGUUCAGGAGGCAGCAGCAAGUAUUUCACGGUCAUUAUAUGGCCUGCCACCUCUUAAGAUUCCCAUUCCAGGUGAACGCACUUCAUCUUGGUUGCUAUUCACAUAUGUCGAUGAAGAUUUUAGGAUUUCAAGAGGAGAUGGUGGCCUCUUUGUGCUUGUCAGAGAAGGGAGUCCGCUUCUUGACUAGAAGUGCAGAUGUGCCGUUUUGGUGCAAUUGAAGAGAUAUCUUGCUGUGCUGCGUUUGAUACAUUCUGUAAAGAGCUUACUUGUUUGUAAUUGAUUUUUCUUUAAGAUGGCACAUUCCUUUCUUUAGCUUUAUCAUAGAUAAGUAGUACGAGUAAGAUAUUGAGCUCAAGACUGCUAAUUGCCUGAAGAAAUUUGUAACAGGCUAAUGAUUGUUUAUCUUGCCACAACUACACUGUUAUUUGAAUAAAGCUUUACAAGUAAUUUACAGAUUUACAUCGUUAAA
Molecule: messenger RNA, 1542 nt
Organism: Chenopodium quinoa (quinoa)
Lineage: Eukaryota; Viridiplantae; Streptophyta; Magnoliopsida; Caryophyllales; Amaranthaceae
Product: probable plastid-lipid-associated protein 3, chloroplastic
Exons: 3
Coding region: 133-1260 (375 amino acids)
Source: RefSeq, a predicted model, not a curated record